AUGAAUUUCUUAAAAAAAUUCUUAGGAUCAACUCCUACUGACGAGGUUGCUCUGAUUCCGUCUGGGAGGUUAUUUCUUGCAAGAUCGCCGCAAUCACCAAAAGGAGAGUUGGAAUGCUUAUACAAUGAUGCAUUUGCUUCAAUUAGACAGACAACCUCACCAUUUUACUAUCAGUUAUGUAUAACGAGAGUUUAUCAAGAGGGAGAGUUAGAUGCACAUGGAUCGAGUGGAUUUGAUGAUUCAGAUGACUCAGAUGAAGAUGAUCACGAUACGCCCCAUUCGAUUAGCGAUGCUAAUGCAGGGGGACACUCGAAAGAUGAAUGGAGUUUCCCUAUUCUGGAAGAAUUGAAAAUUCACACUUAUGACAAAGCAGAUGGAAGUAAGACCUUGGCAUGGAAGGAUUUGAACGGGGAUUUGGGAGAUAAAUUCGAAUUCACGGUGGACACCGACAUCAAGAUAACUGAGUUCGAUUCGUUUAUGUUUGCAUUGUUCAAGUGUUUAUUUGAACUGAAAUACCACAAGAGCUCUUUAGGUAUCACCAAUAUGAACCAAUUGCAGGAGUUUAUUUACAACCCGAAAUCCGAAUUAUUGACAUUUGAAGACCUUAGAGGCGACUUCCUGAACUAUGAGGACGACGAAGGGUCAGAGGAUGUUGACUCGGGGGAUGAUUACCAGUCUGUGUCAUCUGUAGAUGAAUUCCAUGAUGCUGAAUCCCGUUCGACACCAAGCGCAACAAAUAAAUCGCGAGCAACAUCCGAAAAAUCUCCUACUAAGUCAACUAAUGCUAUUCCAUCUGAAUUUUCUUCGAAAAAAGAACCUUUGAAUAAAGGAGAUGUACUCUAUGAAUGUUCAAACUUCGAUUUACAUUUGUUUGAUUCUGAUGCAGGAGUGUUUAACCUUCAAGUACCAAAGCCUGAAAUGAUCCUCAAAAUAAUUGAGUUGGAAAACUGGACAUAUUCAUUGCGUUUAUCAAGUAAUCAUAAGUCGAAAAAAAUCGAUUUUGAAUGUAUUCUCAGUGCUGAUAUGAAUCCCACUUUCAAUUUUGAAUACCUAUCAUUCAUAUUCAAUCACUUUGUUAAGAAAUCAGAAACUCAAACAUUGGCAUAUUCCUGGUUAUUGAAGUUUUCUCAUUUCAACGAACUACAAGAGUUUCAAGUCAAUUUCAUGAAGGGCAUGUGGGAAUCUUUAAAUAAAACUAAAUGGAAUAAGAGUCGUCCUUCAGAACAAAGUUAUGUUCUCGAUGCAUUCUCAAAACUUGCUAUCGAUGAUGAAGAUCUUACAGAAGAGGAUAAAAAGGAGAUUAAUCAAAUGAGUGAUGACGAUAUGCUAAUUGACAAUUACAGCGAUGAUGAAGAUGCUAUCAACAAAUUGGUUAACAAGAGUAUACGUGGUGAGACAAAGCCUCAUCAGAAAUAUGACGCUGAAGAAGAUGACUUUGGUGAUUAUGAUGAAGAAAAUCAAUUAGAUGCUUUCAAGCGUGAACAAGAUAAAAAUUCGAAUUUAUCGGUCGGAUAUGCAAAUGAUAGAUCAUACGUCGUAAGAGGUGAUAAAUUGGGAGUUUUCAAUAAUAAUAAUAACAAUUUGAAUUAUCAAACCACCAUUUCGAAUUUGAAAACUUUGGAUGGCAAAAGAUUUACACCUGAACAAGUAAUGCUACAUAUGCAAGAUCAACAUAUGAUCAUGGCUAACAAGAAUAUGGAUAACAAGCGACUCUACAAAAUGGAUUUAAACAGAGGAAAAAUUGUUGAUGAGUGGGAAGUGGAUGAUAUCAUACCUAUUGAAUCGUAUGGUCCAAACAGCAAAUUCUCUCAGUUGACUGACGAACAAACAUUGACCGGUAUGUCAAAGAAUAAGUUAUUCAAAGUAGAUCCAAGAUUACCAACUACCAAAUUAGUUCAAGGAGGUGAUAACUUAAGAACACCUAAUUAUAAUUUUCUGGCACUCUCUACUACUGAACAAGGUUACCUUGCAGUCGGUUCAGCAAAGGGUGAUAUUAGAUUGUUUGAUAGAUUGGGUACAAAUGCUAAGAGUUUAUUGCCAUCUUUGGGUGAACCUAUCAUAGGAAUCGAUGUUUCAAAUGAUGGAAGAUGGGUUUUGGCUACUUGUAAAACAUAUUUAUUAUUGGUUGACGCCAAGGUUGGAGCUAACCAGAGAAACGAAGGAAGCCUAGGAUACGUUAAGUCUUUCGACAAGGAUAAGAAACCUAAACCAAGAAGAUUAACUAUUAAACCUGAGCAUGUUGCAUAUAUGUCCAUGAAAACCGAGGGCAAACCAUUACAAUUCACCAAAGCAUACUUUAAUACCGGUAUUGAUUCAAAAGAAACUACAAUUGUCACAUCCACUGGUCCAUAUAUUAUUUCGUGGUCAUUGAAGAAGGUCUUGAGUAACAACUCCAGUAAGGAAGAUCAACCAUAUUUGAUCAAACGAUAUGAUCAAAACGUCAUUGCCGAUAAUUUCAAAUUUAGUUCAAAUUCAGAUGUUAUUAUUGCGUUACAAGAUGAUGUGUCGAUGGCGAAUAAGAAGAACUUCCGUAAAGCUAAUAAAAGCUCCUUAUUCUCCAGAGAUAAUAUUGUCAAUAACUAUUAG
Messenger RNA from Debaryomyces fabryi, 2586 nucleotides. RefSeq names its product Vid27p (gene VID27). The record is from RefSeq and is a predicted model, not a curated record. The transcript has a single exon. Lineage: Eukaryota; Fungi; Ascomycota; Pichiomycetes; Serinales; Debaryomycetaceae. Bases 1 to 2586 code for a protein of 861 amino acids. Gene Ontology annotation, cellular component: nucleus; cytoplasm.